This is a messenger RNA of Oncorhynchus gorbuscha (pink salmon), 2518 nucleotides long. RefSeq names its product Y' element ATP-dependent helicase YJL225C-like. NCBI's taxonomy places the organism in Eukaryota, Metazoa, Chordata, Actinopteri, Salmoniformes, Salmonidae. The transcript is spliced from 9 exons. The record is from RefSeq and is a predicted model, not a curated record. Bases 166 to 1209 code for a protein of 347 amino acids.
AGGAAGAACAGAGGGUAGUGACACUGGGAGAAAAGGAGAGCAGCGAGACGGAGAGAGAGAGGCUCUACACAUCACCCGCAGCUGAUACAGACAGUUUCAUCCUCAGACUUUUGCUCAACACUACACACGGACUGGACUAAGGGCUCCUACUCCCUCUAGAAGACUAUGGCCUCAACUGCUUUUUUUAAAGGCGCAGGCCUCCUGCUCUUCUUACUACUGGGACUGCAGCCAUCGUCAUUUAUUUCAGGACAAAACACCACCUCAAGUUCCAAUUCAACGGCCAAUGCUGCAACAACUGUGAUGUCACCUGGCAUGAGUAAUGACUCUGCAGCAACUAUCGUGACAGCUACCACAGCUCAAACUACAAUGUCGCCUGCCAAUUCUUCUACGAAUGCUACAAUGUCGUCUGCCAUUUCUUCUAUGAAUGCUACAAUGUCGUCUGCAGGGUUGGGUAGUGGAACCACAAGCACGGACAAUGCCACUUCAUGGGGCACCAGUGGCAUGACCAUGAUAUCCUGUCGCCAGUUCUCCUGUAACUACUCAGACUGCAACGAUGUGUACAUGAAUAUGACUUCUGUUUCAUGCAUUGCUAAUAUCACCUUCUGUGAGCUGAAGAGACAGGAAGACAUGACUUACACCGGUGGCUGCAGUUCCUCCUGCAGUAAUCCCUGUGUCAACGACACUCAGACCAACUGUUCGAUGGGAUGCUGCAACUCCACUGGCUGUCUUAGCUCUACCCUGGCCUCCAUUGUUCGCACAAACACUACAACAGUGACUACAGUGAUGAUGACCACCACCACCACAACAGCAGCAGCAGCCACCACCACUACAACUGCUGAACCAACCAAUAAACUUAAGAAGUGUCAGAUGUUUCAGUGCACAGAGCAGAACUGUUACAAGUCUUGGAUAACCAAAGACCCAAUGCCUUGUCCCCUAAACCAGCCCUACUGUGAGCUGAAAAAGAUGACAACUGGUUCAACAACGAUCUGGAUGGGAGGCUGCAGUGCCAACUGCACAAGAAACACCUGGUGUACGACCACAACAGAUACAUGCCACCAAGAGUGCUGCAACACCUCCAUGACCCCCUGCCUCAAGCUGGAUGGUACUCUGAACGUUCCUUCUUCUGCCACUAGGGGUCCGCACUUCCCUUUAGCAUUGGUCACUGCUGCUCUGCUGGUUUGUCUGCUCAGCAUUGGUUCUCUGGUUUAAACUGGGUCGUGUUCAGUAGGUACCAUGCGGAAAAAAAUGUAUUGAAAGAGGGAGGAAAUUCUUUGACUUGUCCGUUGCAAAAUGGUUUAAAACGUUGCCUGUUGUGUGACUUAAUGAACACAACCCUGAUGUGUCGAACUAGUUGAAUAACAUACAGCGGUAGUAGUUAGCACAGCAAAACCUGGUUUCUAUUCCACAUGAAUAGUAUACUGGUUGUAGGUCUAGCCUACUCUGUUUUUGUUUGUUUGUUUGUUUGUUUGCUUGUACAUGAGAUGUAUUGAGAAACUCUGUAUGAGGGCUCAUAUGUGCUUUUGAGAAAUGUAGGCAAUUUAAGUGAUAAUGAGUCCAAACCAAAUGGUUUUAAAGGGUAUUAUUGAAGAAUAUGAUGAUAAAUAUGGCUACAGAAAGCUACUCGACCAUACCAUCAACUCAUUUAUAAAUCAGUAAUGUGUAAAACAUAAUCCACAGAAGAGGAUAGCUAUUUAUGAUCAUAGAUGACUGACCUAAUGUAUCUGCUUUUUGAUACUUAUUGAGAUUUGUGUAAGUUGAAGUUUACAAUUGUGACAUUUUCAUAAACGUCCUUAUUUUUAGGCCAACUGUUCUUUUCUUUCGCCAGUGGUUUGCAUGAUGACUUGCAUGUUUUCUUUGAUUUUGCACUUGAAAAGACAUUCUAGCCUAGUCUCAGAUCUGGUUGUGCUCUUGCUCACUCAAUUGCUCAUUGACAAACCAAACAUGCCCAGGACAAGGAGUUGGCAUGAUAGCACAAACCGACUGGCACUCAGGCUAAAGGCUUUCUCCAAUACAAAAGCAAAUAUCUGUUCUUUACAGAUAUUGCAUAAUAACUCAGUUAUUACCUAGUCUUAGAUAGCAUAUUGUGAAGGACAGACUUUUGCACUUGCAAAAAAAAAAAAACAUAUAUAUUGGGCUAUAGAAGGUGUUUGAAAUAUUUGCGCUGACGCAUUGAGGUGUAAUUCAUAUCUGUGAAUGUAGUCAUACACUGUACAACUGUAAUGUGUGUUUUACUCCUUUUAUUAUUUCACUGUAUUCUUAUUUAUAAUUCACCAUCAUAACAAUGUGGACAUUGAUUGAUAAAAAUUGGUUAUGAAAUUGGGUUAUAAAAAAUGCCAAAGUGUAUAUUUUACAGUAGUUUCAUGGAAAGUUGACAUACAACACCUGAUAUGUCAUAUCUAAUAUUUGGCAAAAAGUUACUAAAAGAAAUGUGUCAUGUUGGAUACUUUCUACAUUGUGUAUAUUGUACAAACUGUAACAACUGAUUUUAAAGUCACCUAAAUAUAAAUUAAAUAAAUGU